AUGGCAACGGAACAUAAAGUGAUUCCCGCCGUAUCGUUAUAUCUUAACACGGCCUGCGAUCUGUUGAAGGAGAUUGAAAACGCAUCCAAGGUAAACUGUAGCUCCGUUACCGUACCCAUCGUGCACUGCAACUUCAACCGGGAAUUUGUACGAGAACCGCUGCGCUCCAAGCACGUCCAAUUUACGCGAUCGGAUCUGCUACUCACCUCCUCGCAAUGGACCCACAAGGUGAUUUGUCGGAUCGGGGAUAAUUUGGAUCUGGACUCACCGAUCGAUCACAUUCGGAAGCAGGCGGAACGUACCAUCCGACAGGAAUUGUCGUUCGCCGAACAUUUGGUACAAGGCGGUUACCUGUACACGAGGCUAACUAAAGCAAACUGUACUAACUUCGCUAGAACGGUAGGUUGUUCCAUAACCAGAGGCACACUGCUGAUAGAGAUUCCACUUUGCAACCCGAAAGUUACGCAGAAUAGCUGGCGACGAGAUGUCGGCGAGGAGGAACAGGUGGUGGAAAAUCCAUGGCACUGGUGGAACAACUUCCGUACACAUGCAGAUAGCAAUUCGGUCUUAAAAGUAGCACUAGAACUGUCGAUGGACUUGCCGAAAGAGGAGGAAAUAUUGCGCUGGCUGGGCGAACCGGUUGAUGCGGUUGUAGUGCCGUCGAACAUUUUUCUGACGAAUGCCAAAAACUAUCCAGUACUCUCGAAGGCCCACCAAUCGCUUGUGAAUCUGCUCUACCGCACGUUUGGAUGUCAUUUCAUACUGAAGGCUAAUCCAGCCGAUGGCCAUAUCUCACAUUACGUGGAUUACAUCCGGUACACCAUACAGCACAAUUAUGUAAAGGACCCGUCACAAGGCUACGAGGAUUAUCUGCAGCACCCGCUCCAACCGCUCUAUGACAAUCUGGACGGAGGGACGUACGAGGUGUUCGAGAAUGACCCUGUGAAGUAUAUCUUGUACCAAAAUGCUAUCGAACGGGCUCUGCUUGACCGGGUACCGGAAAAGGAGCGCGAAACGAAGACAUCGAUUAUUAUGGUUGUCGGUGGAGGACGUGGUCCACUGGUUCGUGCCGCACUGAACGCGGCCAAGACAACAAACUGCAAGGUGAAGGUGUACGUAAUAGAGAAGAACCCAAAUGCGAUUGUCACACUGACGGCACACAUUAAUGAGCUGUGGCUGGAUGAAAAGGUUGAGCUAAUUUCUACCGACAUGCGAGAGUUUAACCCACCGGAAAAGGCAGACAUACUUGUGUCCGAGCUGCUUGGAUCGUUCGGCGACAAUGAGCUUUCUCCAGAGUGUCUCGACGGGGCACAAAAACAUCUAAAGGAAAACGGGAUUAGCAUACCGUGCAAAUCUACCUCGUACAUCAAUCCGUGCUUUGCCUCCAAGGUUUACAAUCAGGUGCGCACGUUAGAGCGUAAUUUGCAUAGCAAAGAUCGGGUGAUCUCUUCACGUCACAUGGAGCAAGUGUACGUGGCGUAUCAAAAGAACGCGUACCAUAUUGACAAUCCGAAGGAGCUGUUUGAGUUUGUCCAUCCAAACAGGGACAGUGAUCCCAUCGAUAAUAGCCGAUACAAGACGGUUCGGUUCCGUGCUUCGCUCGAUUGCGUGAUGAACGGUUUCACUGGGUACUUUGAUACGGUGCUGUAUAAGGACAUCACUCUCAGCAUUCAUCCGUUUACGCAUACGAAGGGUUUGAUAUCUUGGUUCUCGAUGUUUGUACCGCUGACUGAUCCGGUACAGCUGAAGAAAGGUGAUGAGAUAACGCUUCAUUUCUGGCGCUGUGUCGCAGCGCACAAGGUUUGGUACGAGUGGUGUCUCAGCGAACCAAUCGCGACGCAUGUGCACAACAUUGAUGGCCGUGGGCAUCCGAUAUGGCAGUAA
Anopheles marshallii is the source of this 1884-nucleotide messenger RNA. RefSeq names its product protein arginine N-methyltransferase 5 (gene csul). Gene Ontology annotation, cellular component: nucleus; cytosol. Lineage: Eukaryota; Metazoa; Arthropoda; Insecta; Diptera; Culicidae. The transcript has a single exon. Gene Ontology annotation, biological process: peptidyl-arginine N-methylation; regulation of DNA-templated transcription. The record is from RefSeq and is a predicted model, not a curated record. The coding region runs from base 1 to 1884 and encodes 627 amino acids.